Molecule: messenger RNA, 480 nt
Organism: Bacidia gigantensis
Lineage: Eukaryota; Fungi; Ascomycota; Lecanoromycetes; Lecanorales; Ramalinaceae
Exons: 3
Coding region: 1-480 (159 amino acids)
Cellular component (GO): cytoplasm
Molecular function (GO): protein phosphatase inhibitor activity
Source: RefSeq, a predicted model, not a curated record
AUGGCUCUGAAUCCAUUCCAGAAGAAUAAAGUUGACGUGAGCUCACUCACGGAAGAAGAGCAAAAGCUCUUUCGCCUCUACGGCAAGCUGCCAAACAAGAAAGAUUUGCUCCAAAAUAAGCUCCAGGAACGAAAAUAUUUUGAUUCGGGCGACUACGCAAUGUCUAAAGCAGGCAAAGCUAGUGAUGGAGGGGUGACCUCAAUUGGCAAAGAACACCCACACCCAGAGAACAUCCCGCACUUGAGCUCACCUGGACCGAAUGGCACUACAAACCCUCCGAAUGGCGAAGUUCACCGAGGCAGUAUUCCUGGGGCGACAAGCGGUAGUCCUGUGAAAGAGAGCAGCUUCCUGCAACGGGAGACAAGUGCUGAAGACCCCAACAUCCUCAGCCCAAAAAGCCCGCAAAGUCCGGUCAACAAAGAUGUUACCGGUCCGCCCGCGAAGGAAGGCAUCCCCAUUAGAUGGCAGAGUUCAUCAUAG